Messenger RNA from Carya illinoinensis, 690 nucleotides. RefSeq lists its product as uncharacterized. Lineage: Eukaryota; Viridiplantae; Streptophyta; Magnoliopsida; Fagales; Juglandaceae. The record is from RefSeq and is a predicted model, not a curated record. The transcript has a single exon. Bases 1 to 690 code for a protein of 229 amino acids.
AUGGAGAAGUUUAGAAAUGCACUUGACUGGUGUUCCCUGAAUCUGAUUUUUGACAGUAGGACCAAAAUAUACUUGGCAAAUAAUAGGAGUGGUCAAAAUUUUACAAAAGAACAAUUGGAUCGAGCACUAGCCAAUCCAUCUUGGCUAAAGGAAGCCUCCUGCAUAGUCAACCCUGCUGUGAAAUCAGACCACUCAGCCUUGCAUAUCAAUUUAGGAAACCAAAGAAACCAAGGAAGGCCUCAGUCCAAACUCUUGAGGUUUGAAGUAGCAUGGACCCUGAAGGAGGGCUAUGCUACAACUCUUAAGGAGGCAUGGGGGAAAGCUAAUCCUGGUGAGAGUCAUACCACCAUGAUGACUAGAAGAUUAAGCAAUUGUAGCUUUGCUCUUACGAGGUGGAACACAACAGAAAAUAGAAGCUCACCUACUGAGAUUAAACAAAAAAUGGAAAGGCUUAGUGAAUUACACAAAGCAGGCAGAGGGGAUCAAGUGAAUUCUAUUCUCAAGUUGCAAGGUGAGAUUGAGAAAUCCCUAGAUGAGGAAGAUUUGAAAUUGAAGAAAAUGGCAAAACAACAUUGGCUGAAAAUGGGAGACAAAAAUACAAAAUUCUAUCACCUACAUGCCACUCAAAGAAGGAAAGCCAAUAGGAUUACUCAAGUCUUCACCACAUCAAAUCCUUCUGGUAUUGCAUAA